Molecule: messenger RNA, 4479 nt
Organism: Hyla sarda
Lineage: Eukaryota; Metazoa; Chordata; Amphibia; Anura; Hylidae
Gene: MEIOC
Product: meiosis specific with coiled-coil domain
Exons: 7
Coding region: 235-2562 (775 amino acids)
Biological process (GO): female meiosis I; male meiosis I; meiotic cell cycle
Cellular component (GO): nucleus; cytoplasm
Source: RefSeq, a predicted model, not a curated record
UUUUCCGUCCGACUAGCAACCGUCUAAUCAAUCACAGCGCGAGGAAUUAAGGCUUGACCAAUCAGAGCGCCUUGUGCUGCUGCCAGCCAGUAACAUUGGCCUGUAGUGGGAACACUGUUGCUGGGGCAGACUCUCAGGGCCGCUCGGGGGCGGGGCUAAAACGGUAGUGAAAUAAAACGGUCUCUCGUGUUGGUUCCUAAUCGCGGUGGAUGGAAGGAGACGUGAGCUGGAGACAUGGAGAGUGAGGAUCUAUUCAGCUUAUAUGGUUAUCGUGGACCUUCUCUUACAAACCACUCUACAAACUGUGAUGAAUCUUCCAUGUUCUACACCCCUUGGUCUACGUACCCUUAUGAAAUAAAGCCAACAGCUUCAACACAGGCCAAGACCAAGGUUCAGACUGAAAAGAGCAAGUAUGGAAGUGAAGCAGAUCUUUAUGGCCUAGUGUCCAAUAUUCUAGAUGAGCCAAACAAAGCACAGUCAUUUGUAGAUGGAGAGUUUUGUUCUCCUAUUUUGAAAUCUGAAUGGCCAUGUAAUAUAAAUAAACUAUCGGAUCACCACAACCUAUUCCCAGAUUUAAGACAAUCUGAGGAUGUGAUCAGUCUGCAGCAGAGUUUACAUGGUACAGAACCUGCCCUCAAUACAGAAACACAAAAAGCGGAGAAUCUAUACCAUGGAUUAAAUGAUUUGGAUAAAGAUGAACAUUGCCUAUAUAAGUACAAGACUGAUUCUUCACAGAAUUUUAAUGUCAGUGCCAAAAUAAAUCCCCUUAGGUAUUUUAAUCCCAAUAGCUUUUUCUUAUCUGAACUACCCAACGACUCCAUUCAGAAGAGAGAUACCAUAGUUUCACCACUGAACAGAUAUAACCUUAAGGAAGAAGAUAAUAGUUAUGAUAUGAGCAAUCAUAGUAAAGCCAUGCACAAUAAACAUACCAUGACUGGCUUUCAGAAUGUGAAAUCACGCAUUAAUUUAGCAUCUGAAUUACCUUUCCUAGAUGCAGAUACAUACAGUAACUUGUUCCCAGCAAAAAAGAAUUGCCAAACAUUUGACAAUCCUAUACCAGACCAAAUGAUUGCUAUCCCAAAGACAACACACCUAGUAUCAUAUAGACCUUUUAUGAAACAUUCCAUAUAUGUGCCCGAGUAUGAUUAUGGCUGCAAUUUGGGGGGAAAUAAUAUGACAUUUACUGAUCACUUUCAAAAGCCCACACCCAAGCAAGAACUCCAAAAUCCAGACUUCAUAAAGUCUUCCUGCCUUAUGUCUUCCAUCUGUAGCAAUGACUUGAACAAAUUAUCGUGGACAAAUGGCCGGAUGGAGAGAAGCUCUCAAAACCUGUACAACAAUCAGGUGAGGUCAAGUAAUCCUUUAAUGAUGCCUCAGAAACACCAUGGAAUUGUUUCGCACUAUUCUAAUUCAUACUCUCCACUUAUAUCUGGUGGGAGUACCCAAAUGUUUUCCAGUGAAAAUCGCUCAUAUCCAUCCUUAGACCAUGGUUACAGUAGUGCUGACAAGACACUGGAGGAUAUUGACAAAACUACAGAGGAAUCUAACUUUGAGUCUGUGGCUGAAAAAAGGCUGAAGACUUUAAAUGGUAUAUAUGAGAAUGCAUCAAGUGUAUACAACUCUUCAGAGAGAAAUGUCAAGAAGACCACUUCAGAGAAGAAGCAGAACAUAUCAUUUUGUGUACAGAACAAGGGGUAUUCUAGUAGUGCUCCUAGAUACAGUAAUCUAAUGAAUAGAAGUGUUGAUAAUAGGUCACUAAAUAGCAGCAAACUAACCCUUCCACAGAAUAUUUAUUUAUCCAAUGGACUGCUGAUGGGUGACAUGGGAAGCAAUGUAAUCUCUUCUAGUAAAUUCAGGUUGCCCCUUUUUAAUGACUUGGUUCACAGCAAUUACCCAGUUAAUGACUGCCAUGAUCCAUAUUCUUAUGAAAACCAGAGCCAAGUGUGGCCACAGAUCUGUGACCUUGUGGAUCCCUCCCUUCAAGUCUCAGGAGCUAUGUUAAGCACUCAGAGGUCAAUGAAGACUAGAAAUCUACCUGGAAGUGAACUUCGCCUUCGUCUGGACAAUUGUUAUGAACAGUGUAGAACUCUGGAAAAGGAAAGGAAAAAGACGGAAGCUCUUCUUAUGAAAUACUUUCCCGGGAUGAAGGUUUUUAGCACAAACAAUCCUCCUAUCCCAAGAUUGACUGCCAACCCCUCAAGAGUAGACCGCUUGAUAGUGGAUAAUUUACGUGAACAAGCCAGAGUGGUAGCUCUACUAAAUAAAAUGGAACGCUUUCGGAGCUCACCUCUCCAUGCAAACAUCUCUACAACACUUGACCACUACUUAGAGUCCAUUCACAAUGUUCAAACUCAGCGUAAGAGUGAGAUCAUGAAUACAUCGGAUCAUCACCAGAAGCACUGCAGACCUCGCCAGAAUGAUGAAGAUGUCUUCUUCCUUGCAUCCUUAAUUAGAAAAAUGGCUAUAGCAACACGUAAAGCUCGAACUGCGUUGUGGUGUGCCUUGCAGAUGACUCUGCCAAAAUCUCUACAUGCACAAAGUAGUGGGGUACUGGAGAAUUGAGUAUCCUAUGUUAAAGAUAUUACCUUGGCAAGAUUCAGAAUUUUGCCAGUAUGUUUGGUGCUCUCCUUCUUUUGAUGUUUAUAGUGUCUGAUUUAGAUUUUGAUUUUAUCCCUUCUUUUGGUGUUUAAAUAUACUCAGUACAUAUAGCCUAGACAUAAGCAUCUGCAGGCUAUAUAAUUCCUACCAACUGCUAUUGUAAGAAAAAAUAUUCUAUGUGGUAUAAUAUGUUUUAAGUGGCAUUUGUUUGCAUAAAAAAGUGCAAUGUAGCUCAGCUUUCCCAUAUAAUAGCAAAAAACAAUUUGCCAAUGCAUUUAGUCAAAAGGUAUAUGAACCUUUGGCACAUGUUGUGCCUAUUAUUCCCAAUGUACCCUUUCAAAAUAUAGACCCCUGAACCCUAUUAUGACAUUUACACUAAAUGGAAAAAGCAGUGUCCUUUUGCCAUUGGAAGAGGUGACUUAGUCAUGGGACAACGUAGUCGAGGCACCAUUAAGAUAGGGGGAUUCAUCAUGAGUUCAGGCAGAACUCAUAAUCUGUUCUUUCUUAUUAGGACAAUUGGUUUAUCGAGAGAACAAAGUUGUUAGUUUGAUUUAUAAGUAAGGAUAAUUUUCUUAAAUUAUAAUUAAGCAUAUUAAAACAUAACUACUAUGAGCUACUGAUGUAGAGGAUAUGAAACCAGUUUAUAUCUAAUUGCUGUUAGAUUGGCUGCAGUUCAACUAAGAAACUAUGAAGAGAACCCAUCAACUGGUUUGAGGACAUAAAAUUACUAGCAAACCUUUAUGCAGCCAAAGUGUCCCAAAACUACUGGUAUGAUACCCACUUGUUCUGGCAAUGUAAUUCAGUUUGUCAUUUUAUUCACAGGCAGUGGAGUCCCAUCAUCUCAUCUCUGAUGCUGGUGAAUAGUGAUGAUGAGAAAUCUUUGCUUUAUUACACAUGUGUAAUGAAGUGAACUCUUUUCUGCUUCAUCGGCAUAGUGUGCUGUGCUGGAAGUCAGGCAUGUGAGUACAGGACUGUGCUUCUAGUGAUUAAAAGGACACAUUCGCCCAGAUAUAUCACUCUGUUGGAGACAAAAACUGAAGUGAUUUGCUCAUAUCAACCAAUCACAGCUCAGCUUUCAUUUUACUAGAUCUCAUUAAGAUAUGAAAGCUGAGCUGUGAUUGGUUAAUGUGGGUAAAUCACUCCAGGUUUUUGUCUCCAACAGAUUGAUAAAUCUGGGCCUCUGUAUGACAAUGCCAGAAACAGGUGGGCAUCAUACAAGCUGCAUAAAGAUGUGCUAGUAAUACCCAAAACCAGCUGACAGGUCACCUUUAAGCAGUCUAGCUUAGCAUUCAGAUUGAUUCUUUUUUUUUCCUAAUAUAGAUUUAACAACUGGUGGUAAAAAGUAGUAAUUUGAUUGGUUGCAGUGGUCUAAUGUUCUGCAUUUUGUUUAUUAUAUAAAAAAAAAACAUUAUAUGUUAGAUGCUCUAUGACUGGAAGUUAAGUUACCUGUGUGUAUGCAAGCAAGCAAGCACAAACAUUGCAAUCCAUCAUCAAUUAGAUAUGUAUUUAAAGGAUCAGAGUAUUUAUUCACAUUCUUAAAACACGGUUUAAACAUUAUUAAUCGUAUUCCAACCCUAUUUUAAAUUACUGAUUAUUCCAACCCUAUUUUAAAUUACCAUUCUUAUAUAUUGUAUGAAGUGAGUAGUGUUCUAUUAUUGCUGCCCAUGCAAAAUUGCAUUUUACAAGUUUUUUAAUUACCAUCUAAUCAAAAUUCUACCUUAUAAUCUUUAAUGGGUAAGCAGAAAUGAUAACUUACCCUUUGGUAUGGCUUAUCACAAACAGGGUCUCUGACAACCACUUUUGAAACUGAUUGUGACUUAAUGGAUGGCCUCAUUCCCUUCUCUAAAGAUUAAAGGGCUUAUCCUGUAAUAGAAAAACAGA